AUGCCCACAAUCACUCUCAUCCACAACCCCAAGUGCUCCAAAUCAUGUGCUGCUCUCGAGCUGCUGGAGCAGAAGCAAAUUAGCCCCAAUGUCGUGCAGUACCUCGACACACCUCUUUCCGUUGCUGAGAUUUCGUCUAUUGUUCGGAAACUCGACAUGAAGCCCGUCGAGCUGCUCAGAAAGGGCGAGCCGCAAUUUUCUGAGCUCAAUUUGGGGGCGGCCAACACGCCCGAUGCCGAGAUCAUUGAUGCCAUGGCGAAACACCCCAAUCUAAUCGAGCGGCCUAUUCUGAUUGUGGAUGACAAGGCUGUGAUUGGACGGCCCACAGAAAAGCUCAAUGACCUGCUGGGAAAGCUGUAG
Molecule: messenger RNA, 360 nt
Organism: Yarrowia lipolytica CLIB122
Lineage: Eukaryota; Fungi; Ascomycota; Dipodascomycetes; Dipodascales
Molecular function (GO): arsenate reductase (glutaredoxin) activity
Source: RefSeq, a predicted model, not a curated record